AUGCAGGUUGCCAGCAACUUUCCGAAGCGCGCAAAGACCCAGCAGGACGUGGUGUUUAUCCCUCAGCAAUCCUCCAUCGAGAAGUUCGUGGUCAGCAUCUGGGAGCAGAUCCAUGGCGGCAUCAGCCUCGAUCCGCAGAGUCUCCUCGAACAGUGGCAGUUGACGGCGACGGCGGCCACCGCAACCAUCAACAACGCGGGCAAGAUCCACGUCCCCGAGCAGCUCGAGCUCGGCCUGCUCCAACCGCCCACCGUGAUAGACGGCACGAUAGCCGAGGUGGACGUGGAGGGGACCUUCAACCGCAGCAACAUCUUCUGCCGGAAGGUCACGCAGGCGAGCCGCGCGUGCCGCUCCAUCGAGGUCAUUGUCCAAGCGCGGUGGAUCGAGCACUUCGACUCGUACGUCGAACUGCUCGCCAUCACAAACCCGGGCAUGUCGCCGACGAAGCGCCGCAAGGCCGCUCUCAUCGAGGCCUGCAACGAUUUCGGGUGGUCCGAGAAGGAGCUGCGCAACAAGAUGGCCAUCUGGCGCGGUUACAAGGAGAUCAAGGACGCCGGUGGCUGGGCCGCGCUCGUCUUCGCCGGCAUGGGCCUCUACCGCUUCUGCAAGUACCGCGUCGGCUUCAACCCGGAUAGCAUGUCGAGGCUGCGUUCCCUGCGGCCGCGGAUCGAGGUCGCCGCGGAUACGCUGCACCCGACGUGGCGGCAGCUUCUUAUGAUCGUGGGCGAGACGGCGCAGAGGCGGUUUUGCGGGCACCCGCACGACUGGGUGGUCCGGUACGACGGUUCGGAUCCGGUGCCCCUGCGUUCGACAUAUCUCGAGUACGACCCGUACUUCAGCUUCGAACAGAUCGAGCACUCCGUCAUGGACAUGAGCGCGUGGGCGACGGACGACCCGCGGUGGGUGCCCCCGAUCAACGCCGUGGCCUGCGUCCAGGGCAUGCACACGUGUCACUCGUGCGGCCAGGAGCAGUCGGAGGACCCCAAGAUCAACUCGUGCUACUGCUUCCCGACGCUCUUCGGAUCCGGCCGGCGGAGCCCCUGCCCGGUGCAAGUGUUCCGCACGCCGGACGGGCGCAACAACGGGCUGACGGCGCUCUGCCCGUUCGAGCGCGGCGCGGCGAUAGGCGAGUUCGUCGGGCUGGUCACGAAGGAUCUGCGGGACAUGGACGUCAUGGACAGCUCGACGGGCGUGCGGGCGUAUCAGAUCUGGCAGGGCCGCCAGGGCAACUUCACGAGGUUCGUCAACCACAGCUGCAAGUCCAACGCGCAGUUCCAGCAGUUCGUGUGGAUGAGCACGCAGCGCAUCAUCCUGGUGAGCAAGGGCAUCGAGGCGGGACAGGAGGUCACGGUGGACUAUUCUGGGAGCUACUGGCGCGGUCUGGACAAGGAGUGUCUUUGCGGCGAGUCGUGUUGCCGAUAUAGGAACAACCGCGAGUUGAGAUGA
Molecule: messenger RNA, 1446 nt
Organism: Colletotrichum karsti
Lineage: Eukaryota; Fungi; Ascomycota; Sordariomycetes; Glomerellales; Glomerellaceae
Product: set domain protein
Exons: 1
Coding region: 1-1446 (481 amino acids)
Molecular function (GO): protein binding
Source: RefSeq, a predicted model, not a curated record